ACACACAAAGAGCUGACGAUAGGACUAUCCAGAUACACUAAUUAGGAAAAAAACUUUAUUCAAUUCAAAGAGUUUAAAGGAAGUUCCUCUGCAACAGCAGCCAUGGUUCUGGAGAACGACUGUGACUCUGUCUUCAACCCCCAAAUCACUGAGGAGCAUGUAGAGACUCAGUACGGGAACCUCCACUGUAUCAUGAGCGGGACACCAAAGGCAAAUCACCCUGUCAUCCUGACCUUUCAUGAUGUUGGACUUAACUACAAGUCCUGUUUUGAGAGCCUGUUUAAUCAUCAGGACAUGCAGGAAAUCAACAGACAUUUUCCUGUUUGUCACAUUGAAGCACCAGGACAACAUGAGGCAGCCAAAACUCUGCCUGCUGCUUACACCUAUCCUUCCAUGGAUCAGCUGUCUGAAGCGCUGGCCUCUGUCCUCAAACAUUUUGGGUUUCGUAGUAUAAUUGGUCUGGGAGUGGGAGCAGGAGCAUACAUCUUGGCUAGAUUUGCUCUGAAUCACCCUGAUUUGGUGGAUGGAUUGGUUCUGAUCAAUAUCAACCCCAAUGCUAAGGGCCUAAUGGACACUUUUACAAACAAGAUCACUGAAUGGACCCAAACCCUACCAGAUGCAGUCAUUGCCAACUUGUUUGGAAAGGAUGAGAUCCAGACCAAUCAUGACCUCAUCGCUACAUACCGUCAUCUCAUCACAACAACGAUGAACCAGUCCAAUGUCAGUCAGUUCUUCCGCUCCUACAACCAUCGCAAUGCUCUAGAGGUGGAAAGACCCAUUCCUGGAGGAAACAUCAACGUCAGGACUCUCAAGUGCGCCGCUCUGCUAAUUGUUGGCGAUAAUUCUCCAGCUGUGGAUGUUGUGGUGGACUGCAACUCUAAACUCAACCCCACCACAACCACACUGCUUAAGAUGGCGGACUGUGGAGGACUUCCUCAGGUGAAUCAGCCAGCCAAAGUGAUUGAAGCCUUCAAAUAUUUCAUCCAGGGCAUGGGAUACUUGUCCAGUGCCAGUAUGACCAGACUUCGCUCACGGACGACGUCCAGUUCAAGCCUUAUGUCCUUGGACGGCCCUCGAAGUCGUGCACACACCAAUGAGUUGCAACGUGGCCAAAUACAUUCACGCGGCAAUGAGGAGAAGCGUGUGCGCUCGCACACCGAUGUCUCCAUGGAUAGCAUUUCCAGUAUGAACCAGAGUGUCUCAAAGGCCACUGAAGUGGCGUGCUAGAGCACAGGCUCCUCUAAGCUCCAUGCACUUUAUACAAAUUAUACCUCAUUAUAUGUAGCCAGGUGUAUCAUACAGUCAUCUUUACUUUCCCAUCUCUACCCAUCUUCAUCCAAUUAUGCCCUUUCAUCUGCACUAUCUCUGCUUGAAAGGCCACAAGAUAUGCUUCUAUGUGACUUUCCUCCAUCCCUCCAUUCCCCCUCGAAUUUCCACUCUGUAUGUCCUUAUCCCUUCACUACUCUGCAUUCUUUCUAGUCACUACUACUUCAUCUUCUCCAAAGCCUCCUCCUCUGUAUAUUGCAGUUUACCUUUACCUUUUUUCACUUGGUCUCUAUUCCUGUCCUUUUCUUCCCUCUGUCACUGACCUUUUAACAGAGAUUAUACUGCAAACAUCCUUGUUUACUAUUUAUUAUAAGAUACAGUACAUGAGAAAAUCAUGUAAUCUGAAAUGCAUUCAUUGAAAUUUUAAGUAUAUUCACUGUAGAGAUUGUAAUAAAGAUGUAAAAUAUGGA
This is a messenger RNA of Archocentrus centrarchus (flier cichlid), 1736 nucleotides long. RefSeq names its product protein NDRG1-like. Lineage: Eukaryota; Metazoa; Chordata; Actinopteri; Cichliformes; Cichlidae. Bases 103 to 1227 code for a protein of 374 amino acids. The transcript has 12 exons. The record is from RefSeq and is a predicted model, not a curated record.